UGUGGACCCGUUGGAUUUGGACUCAGUCUCUCGAAGACUGUGAAGAUAAUUUUGCUGUUUUGUUUUUUUUUAACAUUCCUUUCUAUUUCCCGUCGGACGCCAUUCCCUUUUAGAGUUUCUUUUCCUUUCUUUUUUUUUUGGGUCACGCGUUUUUACCCACCCUUCAGCUGUGGUUGGAAUUACACAGGGCGUGUGUGGCACCGGGAUCUGGACCCGGAGUUUGUGUUCUGCUGUACUUGUGUGACUCUCUGAGGAAUGACAGCAACUGGGAAAAGACUUGGAUAAAAAAAAAAAACUAAAAAAACAUGGACACUAUGGAUAUUAAAGAGCUGGGGAAUAAGCUGGAGGAGAAGCUGACACUAACAGACAAAUCACUGCCUCUGCAGACAGAGCCUCAGUGUUUGGACAAAGAUGUCCUGACGUCAGACGACUCCGCUGUCACAGACCUCUCUCCCAAAACAGACUACAGCCCCAAAAGUGAGACCCCCCUCCAGACAGAUGCCUCCUCCAAGACAGACGUCAGGCCCUCGACUCCGGGCGACAGCAGCUCCAGCCCACAGCCCAAAAAAGAUUCCAUGAGCUCAGAACAGCGACAGAAACUGGCCAAGGAGCGGAGAGAGGAGCGAGCCAGAUAUAUCGAACAGCAAACUCAGCUGCAAGCGGCAAAGAAAGCCCAGUGGCUGGAGAAGGAGGAGAAGGCCCGUCGUCUGAGGGAGAGUCAGCUGGAGCAGCGGAGGAGAAAACUGGAGGAGCAGCGGCUGAAGGCCGAGAGACGUCGAUCACUGCUGGAGGAGAAGCAGAGACAGAAACUAGAGAAGAACAAGGAGAGGUACGAGGCCGCCAUCAAGAGGUCAACCAAGAAGACGUGGGCGGAGAUCCGGCAGCAGAGGUGGUCCUGGGCCGGAGGACUCAACCAGACCUCCCGCAGAGAAAGCAGAUGCUCGGCCUCCACGGUCAACUUACCCCGACAGGUGGACCCUGUCAUUAACAACAGACUGUCCAAGUCCUCUGCCACGCUCUGGAACUCCCCCAACAGAACCCGCAGUCUGCGUCUCAGCCCGUGGGAGAGUCGGAUCGUGGAGCGACUCAUGACCCCGACGCUGUCCUUCCUGGCCCGCAGUCGCAGCGCCGCCACCCUCCUGAACAGCAGCGACUCCCGUGACUCCUCCACCAGCCCGCUGAAGUCCUGCUCCCAUCAACACCAGAACUCCGCCGAACGCUGGAGACUUUCGUCCGCCAGUACGCCAGACAUCACUCAACGCCAACGUCAACGGAACUUUACACCGGUUGACAAGAAGAAGAAAGAGAAGAAGGACAAAGAGAGGGAGAAUGAGAAGGAGAAGAACGCUCUGACAAAAGUUCAGAAGAGGAGACAGACAACAUCACCACUUCCUGCCACCACCAGAUCACGGUCGGAGACCAGCACCCCCAAACCCAAGAACAGACCUCCGUCUCCUGCCGCUCCUAAAAGUCGGCCCCUGUCCCCCCUGGUGCCAGCACCAGCUUCAAAGACCGCCACAGGAAAGAAGACUCCUCCACCUGGGUCCAAAACCAGACCCAAACGGGCUCAGACUCCAGCCAGGGUUCAGCCUCAGGCCGUCGCAGCGGUCGCCGUGGAAACGAGCCACGAGACCCAGCAGCCUGAUGUUUCUGAGCAGAAGAAAAACUCCACCAGCGUUCCUGCCAUCACAGUUUCCUCUGCCCCAGUUACACCACCCACCAGCCUGCCGGGGGUAUCAGCAGCUUAUCCUGCCGUACCAAGUGUAGAACCGGCAACCUCAGCUGCUUCUCCUGCAGCAGUGAGCACCGAUCCUGCUCCUUCUGCUCCUUCUGCUGCGGCUCCAUCUCCAGCUCCAGCUCCAUCUCCAGCUCCAUCUCCAGCUCCGGCUGCCUCCACCAACAAACCUUCGGCCGGCACCAACAACCCAGAGGAGGCCGCUCGAGCCUUGGCAGAGAAACGCAGACAAGCCAGGGAGCAGAGGGAGAGGGAGGAGCAGGAGCGCCUGGAACAGGAGCAAAGGAACAAGAUCCUGCGGGAGGAGGCCAUGGCCCGGGAGGCCGAGGAGAGGAAGCGCAGAGAGGAGGAGGCCAAGUUCAUGGCCGAGCAGCAGCGUCUCCGAGAUGACGCCCAGAGAGAGCAGGAGGAGAAGGAGGCGCAGGAGAGAGCCAGAGCUGAGCAGGAGGAGAACGAGAGGCAGCAGAAACAGCGUGAGGAGGCUGAAGCUAAAGCUCGUGAAGAGGCCGAGCGUCAGCGCAUCGAGAGGGAGAAACACUUCCAGAAGGAGGAGCAGGAGAGACUGGAGAGGAAGAAGCGCCUGGAGGAGAUCAUGAAGAGGACACGGAAGAGUGACGCAGGAGAAAAGAAGGAAGUCAAAGUCUCUCCGCAAGUAAAUGGGAAGGAAACAGAGCUCAGUCAAGCUCCUGGAAACCUUCAGACUUCCAGCCCUGCUGCCGUUGUGAACGGCGUCCAGCCCACCUCUCACCAAAACGGCGUGGCGGCCAACGGAGAGUCGUCAGACUUCGACGACAUCAUGAAGCUGAACAAGAACAGCGGCUCUGGUCAACAGCAGCCCAUCCUGCCGUACGAGGGCGGAGAACCGUUUCUGAUGAAGACAGGUCCCAUGAAGUCCCAACACGUGGCAGAGGUCCUCUGAGACCCACACCCACAGAAGGAGUCACUUCCAAUGGCUCUGCCUGAGCUACGAGAUUUCAUACCACACCACAGCGGCUUAAAAAACUGUGUGCCAAACAAACAAACAAAACUGCGCUGAAAUCACCUCGACAUAGACAGUAACUGCCACAGUAGUGAAGAGGAGGAGGAGCAAGAUGAUAAUCUGCCUGGAUUGAGAAAGUGCUCAUUCAAAUUAACCAUACACAGUAUAAAUAUAUAUAUAUAUAAAAUAAUAAAUAAAUAUAUAAAAACAUGCAACAAGUAUUCUGUCUUCACAGCGUGUUCUGGUGCAGCAUUUGUCAGGUUUUAUUAAAAGAAAAAAAUGUCACAAGCAGAUUUUACGGUGCACCUUAAAGAUGACUGACAAUGUAACAAAGUUUUAGAAAACACAUCAUUAAAAAGAACCAGGAAAUGCGUAAUAUUCUGCAAUGGUUGUUAUUAUUACUGUUGUUAUGAUAUUGUUAUUGUAAUCUUAUGUUGAAGAUGUUUGUGCGUGUGUGUGCGCGUGUUUGUUGUUUUUGUGUUGGAUUACUGAGUUAUUUAACAUACAGAGAGACUGGCCACAGGACAGUGUAUGUAAAUGUAUUAUGAGCCUGGCUGCCUCGGCCUCCUGAUGCAGGAGAUCUGUGAAAUAAAGCUUUAUGAAAGGGAAA
Molecule: messenger RNA, 3324 nt
Organism: Cynoglossus semilaevis (tongue sole)
Lineage: Eukaryota; Metazoa; Chordata; Actinopteri; Pleuronectiformes; Cynoglossidae
Product: MAP7 domain-containing protein 1
Exons: 19
Coding region: 306-2654 (782 amino acids)
Biological process (GO): microtubule cytoskeleton organization
Cellular component (GO): microtubule cytoskeleton
Source: RefSeq, a predicted model, not a curated record